AUGUCUUCUUUGAAAUUUGACUUAAUUGUGGAUACACUUGCUAGUGGGUCUGUUUUAACUUCUGGUGUUUGCUUACAAUGUCCUGACAUAUUUUCUGAUAGACAGUUUUUGAUUGAUUUUGUUGUUUUACCUUUGAGUCAGAUCAAUGUUAUUUUUGGUAUGGAUUGGUUAUCUUUCAACCAUGUCUUAUUAAACUGUUUUGAGAAAUUUGUUGUCUUUCCUGAGUUUGGUGUGAGUGAAGGUGAUAUGUUUUUGCCUGCUAACCAAGUUGAGGCAUCUUUGAGGGAGGAUGCACAUGUAUAUAUGAUCUUAGCUAGUAUGAGUGCUGAGACCAAAACCCCUGUGAGUGAUAUACCCUUGGCGAAAGUGUUUCCGGAGGUGUUUGAGGAUGUGUAUGGAUUACCACCUGAGAGAGAGGUUGAGUUCUCCGUAGACCUAGGCCCGGUACUAGACCUAUAUCCAUAG
Molecule: messenger RNA, 465 nt
Organism: Glycine soja
Lineage: Eukaryota; Viridiplantae; Streptophyta; Magnoliopsida; Fabales; Fabaceae
Exons: 1
Coding region: 1-465 (154 amino acids)
Source: RefSeq, a predicted model, not a curated record